Messenger RNA from Papaver somniferum (opium poppy), 3434 nucleotides. RefSeq names its product auxin response factor 3-like. Gene Ontology annotation, molecular function: protein binding; DNA binding. The coding region runs from base 695 to 3145 and encodes 816 amino acids. Gene Ontology annotation, biological process: response to hormone; regulation of DNA-templated transcription. Gene Ontology annotation, cellular component: nucleus. The transcript is spliced from 13 exons. NCBI's taxonomy places the organism in Eukaryota, Viridiplantae, Streptophyta, Magnoliopsida, Ranunculales, Papaveraceae. The record is from RefSeq and is a predicted model, not a curated record.
GUCUCGUCUCUUCAUAUUUUUCUCUCUGGUAAUAAAUUCUGACACAUAAAAUUGCCCCAGCCAGCAGCAACUGCUACAGUCCCCUCAUCUCCUCCUCUCCCCCUAAGCAUCAGCUGCAACGCCACCAGUAUAGCUGCAGUAUGACCAGAUAGUAGACAGACAGACUCAGGCCACCACCAUCUUCUACUUCUUCUACAUAGUUGGGAUAUACAUACAACUAGCUAGGAACCAAUUCUAAACCACACCAACAAGAAUCCCCCCACAUACAAAGGGAUAGAGAUAGAGAUAUUGACAGUGAGUGACUGUGAGAGAGAGAACCUUUUUGGGGAAGGCUUAAAGAGCGAGAAACGAAAGAGACUAUUACAAGAACAGAAACAGCAGCAGCAGCAGCCCAGAAGUACGGGCGGUGCGCAUGGGAUAAAGAGAGAAAGAGACGGUCUCUCUAUUUUUUAAAGUUUUGACUCAUCUUGUUUUAGAAACGUUGAGGCUGCAAAACCUAAGCAAGAGUUUCUUGUUUUACUCUAUCCAUCAACACUACUUCUUUGGUAAUGCAGAGAUUCUUCUUCCUAUAAACAUUCUAUACCCAUUUCUCUUCAUAUUUCACUGUUAUUUAUCCUACUCAUUGUUAUUACUUAGAUUAAUUCUCAUCUCAUCAAGGAUACUUCAUAGUUCUUUUAGUUGUUUGGUUUUGAAUAUGGGAGGAUUAAUUGAUCUCAACAAUAUCCUUACCGAGGAUGAAGAUGAUGAUACUACUACAACUACAUUACUUUUGUCUUCUUCAUCACCUUCAUCAACUACAACGCCACCACCUUCUGUUUGUUUAGAGCUAUGGCAUGCUUGUGCUGGACCUCACAUUUCUCUUCCAAAGAAGAAUAGUCUUGUUGUUUACUUACCUCAAGGCCAUUUAGAGCAUAUUUCUCAAAUCCCACCUUCUCUUGUUUAUGAUUUACCUCCUCAUGUCUUCUGCCGGGUUGUUGAUGUUGCUCUUCGUGCUGAGCUUACCACUGAUGAAGUCUAUGCCCAAGUUUCCUUGAUUCCUGAUAGUGAGGUUGAGCAGAAAUUGAAAGGAAAUCAGAUGGAAGAGAAUAUGGUAUUCAUUGAUGAAGAGGAAAUUGAGGGUGCAGGUGGUUUAAGUAACAAUAAAUCAAGCAGUAUUAGUAGUACUACCACACCCCACAUGUUCUGUAAAACCCUUACUGCUUCUGAUACAAGCACCCAUGGUGGUUUUUCUGUCCCUCGUCGUGCUGCUGAAGAUUGUUUCCCUCCUCUGGACUAUAAACAGCAAAGACCUUCACAAGAGCUUGUUGCAAAGGAUUUACAUGGUAUGGUGUGGAAAUUUCGACACAUCUACAGGGGUCAGCCUCGAAGGCAUUUACUUACAACUGGAUGGAGUGCCUUCGUUAACAAUAAGAAGCUUGUUUCUGGGGAUGCUGUGCUCUUUCUUAGGGGCGAAGAUGGAGAACUGAGGCUGGGUGUCCGGAGGGCAACUCAGUACAAAAGUGGCGGCUCGUUCUCAGUUUUUGGCAGCCAGACCUGUAACACUAGCACACUCACAUCUGUGGCUAAAGCUGUAGCUGCAAAGACUCUAUUUCACAUUAAUUAUACACCAAGGGUUAGCCCGUCAGAGUUUCUAAUUCCUUUCCAGAAGUUCUUAAAGGGGUUCGGUCUUUCGUUAUCUAUUGGAAUGAGAUUUAAGAUGCGAUUUGAAACUGAAGAUUCGACAGAGCAAAGAUGCACUGGAAUGAUUGCUGGGAUUAGUGAAAUGGAUCCUGUUAGAUGGCCCGGUUCAAAAUGGAGAUGCCUGUUGGUAAGAUGGGAUGAUAAUGUGGAGAUGACUCGGCAAAAUAGAGUUUCUCCGUGGGAGAUUGAGCCAUCUAGUUCAUUUUCAGGGUCAGGAAAUUUGUCACCGCCUGGUGCUAAGAGAGCCAAGAUUCGUUUGCCAGCACAAAUAGCAGAUUUUCCUGCUCCUAAUGGGGGUGGAUAUUUGGACUUUGGGGAAUCUUUUAGGUUCCAGAAGGUCUUGCAAGGUCAAGAAAUUUUGGGUUUGAACCCUUCUUACGAUGGUUAUGAUGUGCAGAAUCAUCAACCAUUCGGUAUCAGGAGGUGUGACCCUGGUUCAAACAGUAAUGGGAUGGCUGGAAUACUAAAUGGCGUCAAGGUACUUUCAGGAACCUCUGAUAUUCCCAACAAAGGCGGCUUUGGAGAAUCUGCCCGAUUCCCGAAGGUCUUGCAAGGUCAAGAAUUAUAUUCAAAAGCACCACAAAUGAGGGGCUUAGUGGAUAACAGAUCUCGUGAUAGUGGUGAGUUUGGAUAUUUGGAUGGGGUUCACAGGUCCACCAAUGGUAGUGCGUGGCCAGCAAUGUUGCAUGGCUACAGUGAUGUGCAAACCAGAGCACCAUCAGUAAAGGUGUCGUCUCCAUCAUCGGUCCUAAUGUUUCAACAAGCAAGUACUCGGGCUGCAAAUCCUGGCCAUGCUUAUGCCUUCAAUAAUAAUCAUGAGAAGGAAGACUCGGCGUCCAUGUUUGCUCCAGAACUGUGGAAAGAACAUCAACUAAUGAAUUUUAUGCAUCCACCUACCUCCUUCGUGAAUCGAGCAGGAUUGAUGGGUGAACGAGGUUUGGCUACCAGUAGAAAUGGUUGCAGACUCUUUGGGUUUCCCUUGACUGAGGAAACUCAUGUGGCAAAUGAAGAGGAUUUCAGCACUACUCCAAUUACAUCUCCAUCUUCAAAUGAGAACUUGAACCCAGACAUCCCUUAUGUAGCGUGUACUGAAAAUUAUUUGGAUCCUACCAGCUCGGCAAAAGCAUUUGGACAAAGAUGCACCAAAAUACUACAGGUUCACAAGCAAGGGAGUGUUGCAGGCAGGGCAAUUGAUCUCACCAAGCUUGAGGGAUACCCUGAUCUGAUAUCUGAGUUGGAGCGGCUUUUCAAUAUGGAAGGUCUUUUGAACGACCCGAAAAAAGGAUGGCAAGUUGUUUACACUGAUCAAGAAGAUGAGAUGAUGCUAAUUGGAGACGGUCCUUGGAAGGAAUUCUGCAACAUUGUAUCGAAAAUAUUGAUAUACACCCGAAAUCAGGAGGUGGUGGAGAUGGAUAAUAAUGGGAACAGUUCCGAAGGGGAAGCUGCUAUCUUUAGUAUACCUUGAUGUUCUCUGGUUCCACAUCUCCGUGGUUUAGUAUAUUCAUUCCCUAUUUGUAUGUAAGAUCCCUAAUGCAAACCGUGGCAUUAUUUCCCUAUUUGUAUGUAAGAUCCCUAAUGCAAACCGUGGCAUUGUUUGUUUCUUUUGUGAUUGCUUUUAAAUUGUACCAACAAUGGAAGAUUCUUGCUGCAAACUGUAGCAUUGUUUUGUUUGUUGCUGCUUUACGAAUUUACCAACAUUAUGUUCGUUUUGUUAAUGUACUUUUGCCAUUUAUGGAAGGAGAUUUGCUUUCAAA